AUGAGUGAUCAAGAAAAACACAGCAGUGACGAGUGGCUGCAAUGCACGCCACUAAAACUGAGAGAAGCUGCGGAGAAUACGAGGGACGAAUUAUUGCCGACAAAAUCUCAAAAAAUGUACGAAUCCACGUACGACGCAUUCGUGAAAUGGAAGCGGGCACACAAAACAAAAGUAACGUCGGAAUCGAUUGUGAUGGCAUACUUCAAAGAACUCAGUGAAAAAUAUAAAUCAUCGACUCUAUGGUCAAUGUUUUCGAUGCUGAAAGCCACCAUAAAAAUUAAAGAAAAUACAGACAUCGAUCAAUAUCAUUCCCUCAAGGCUUUCAUGAAGAAAACGUCAUCGGGAUUCGUGAGCAAAAAAUCGAAAGUGCUUUCGUCAGAAAAUGUUGAAAAAUUUUUAACAGAAGCUCCCGACCGUGAAUAUUUGACAACAAAAGUUGCUCUAAUUUUCGGAAUAUCCGGGGCUUGUCGCAGCAACGAGUUGGUGAAUAUCAGACUCAGAGACGUGAAGAAAGAAGGGAACCUGCUCGUCGUAAAUCUCCCGGACACAAAAACGAAAAGACCUCGAACUUUCGUAAUUUCAGAAGAAUUCGUCAAAAUCGUACAACAGUACACGGAUUUGCGUCCUCAAAAUGCAAUGACCGAUCGUUUUUUUGUCAAUUAUCAAAAGGGAAAAUGUACUUGUCAAGUUAUCGGGAUACAUAAAUUUUCGAAAAUGCCGAAAGAAAUUGCCGGGUAUUUGAAGUUAGAGGACUCGGCGAGUUUCACCGGACACGCGUUCCGCCGAACCUCUGCAACAUUGCUUGCAGACAGCGGGGCCAACAUCACUACGUUGAAGCGCCACGGUGGAUGGAAAUCGAGCAACGUUGCAGAAGACUAUAUCGAGGAGUCCGUUAAAAAUAAAUCCAAAAUCGGGCACAUUAUAUCAACGGCGGUCAAUUUUGCCCCAGCUGGACCUUCGGAACGGAAUAACGAUGAUCCACCGUCAAAGCGUGAAAAAAUUGAGACGAUUACGUCCGAGAAAGAAAAUUUAAAAACGCAAACGACCGUGGUCGAUGACGAAAAUUCGCCAUCGAAAAAAAAAUUUGUAUUCAACAAUUGCACAAAUUGCACUUUCGUGAUCCAUGACAAGUAA
This is a messenger RNA of Neodiprion virginianus, 1134 nucleotides long. RefSeq names its product tyrosine recombinase XerC-like. Lineage: Eukaryota; Metazoa; Arthropoda; Insecta; Hymenoptera; Diprionidae. Gene Ontology annotation, biological process: DNA recombination; DNA integration. The transcript is spliced from 2 exons. The record is from RefSeq and is a predicted model, not a curated record. Gene Ontology annotation, molecular function: DNA binding. Bases 1 to 1134 code for a protein of 377 amino acids.